Acanthosepion pharaonis is the source of this 1032-nucleotide messenger RNA. Lineage: Eukaryota; Metazoa; Mollusca; Cephalopoda; Sepiida; Sepiidae. The record is from the annotation of a GenBank genome assembly.
AUGCAUCUUUCGAAAGUUGUUUUUUCUUUCCAUCUUUCUUUAUUUUUUUCCUGUAUAUUUUCUUUCUUUCAUUGUUGGUUUGCUCAUUCUAUAUCUUAUCAACUUCAUUCACUCAAUCUGUUUCUUUUACUGCCUUUCUUCACUGCUCACUUAUUCAUCUCAUAUCCUCAUUUUUUGUUUCUUUUUCUAUUACUUGAUCCUUUUUUAAAUUUAUAUUUUCCUGCUAAAUAUUUUCUUUCUAUUUUUUGUGCAUGCUUAUUUGCUUCAUUCAAUUUAUAUAUUUAUUCUUGUUUUCUUUUUUACAUAUUAAUUUUUAAUUACAUAAUUUCUUUCACUCUGAUUUCUAUUAUAUUUAUACAUUCUUUCUCUUUUGCUUUAUUUUAUUUCAUAUUUAAUUUCUAUCUUACUUGCUUCCUUUAUCAACCCUUAAAUUUAAUUCUGUUUUAUUUAUUCAUUCAUUUAUUUAUUCUUCACGCCCUUCUUUAUCAACUUUUUUCAUUCUAUAUUUUCGACCUUUUACCUCUUUUUACAUUUCUUUUUUUCUUUUCUUUUUCAUAUCAGAUUUAUUCAUUUGUAUUUCGUUUUUCAUAUAUUUUCUUCUUUGCUUUAAAUUUUUCUUUACAUUUUCUUUUUUCUUUCUUUUUCUUAUAUUUAUAUUAUUUUUCCUUUCUUCUUUUGUUUUUCUUGCUUCUUUUAAUCACUUUAAAUUUGCUUUCCUUAUUCUUUUCUGUUUUUUAUACAUUGGUAAUGUUUUAUUCUAAUUCUCCCAUCCCUCAGCUGGCUGUCAUUAAUCACCCCCUAACUUAUCGAGAAUCGGCGGAGAGAGAGCAGGAAGCAGUAAUACCGAGAAUGUUUUUGCGAGCUUAUGUAAAUCCUGGCCUGCUGUUUAACCUGCACGAGAAAGUUUCUGCUCCCUCCAUGACCCACCCCUCCUGCAAGGAGAGACUUAUCAGAACCAUUCAGAUGCCUGGUGCCUGGAGAAAUUUUUAUACCCAAUGGUAUGACGAAAGAGACACCUCAGGUCCGUUCUAG